UUAAAUGACGUCAUGUACGCGCCAACACAAUAUCCAUGUGGAACUUUGUGGCUAACAGCUGAUGUAGCUGUAGUUCAUUCUCUGAGUCUGUCUGCCUGUCUGUCUGUCUGUCUGUCUGUCUGUCUGUCUGUCUGUCUGUCUGCACAUCACGGAGGUGAAGCUCCUUUAAGACGCUCCGUUCUUCUCGCGCUUGUAAACUGAAGAGCUCUGAUUGGCUGUUAAAUGCCGCCGAGCUAACACACACACACACACACACAGAGCAGCAGCAGCAGCAGCAGCAGUCUCCCGUGCUCCACACAUGGCUGAUGACAGCGUGGACAGUGAAGCUCCCUCCCGGCAGGAGAACCAUGAUAAAGACGGUGAGAGCGGCCAGAAGCAGAGCAGCAACGGAGCAGCUCCAGCAGAGAGCCAGAGUCUGUCCAAGAGGCAGAGGAAGAAGCUGCUGAAGCAGCAGAAGUGGGAGGAGGAGAGGGAGCUGCGAAAACAGAAACGUAAGGAGAGGAAGCAGCAGCGUCGGCUGCAGAGGCAGAAUCAUCAUCAGGAGGAGGAGGAGGAGGGAGGAGAGGCCCAGACUGUUAGGAAACGUCCACGCAGAGAGGUGACGCCGAGCUCGCUGAGGCUGGUGGUGGACUGCAGCUUCGACGACCAAAUGCUGAUCAAGGACGUCCGGAAGCUUCACAAACAGAUCCAGAGGUGCUACGCUGAGAACAGACGAGCCUUGCAUCCAGUGCAGUUUUAUCUGACGAGCCUGGGAGGACAGCUGAAGCAGAGCAUGGACGAAAAGGACAAAGGAUGGGUGAACUGGAAGGACAUCAGCAUUAAAACAGAGCACUACAGUGAGGUCGUGGCCAAGGAGGACCUGGUGUACUUGACGUCAGACUCUCCCAACGUGCUGGAAGAGCUGGACCAAAAAAAGGCCUAUGUGAUCGGAGGCCUGGUGGACCACAACCACCAUAAGGGGAUCACGUUUGAGAGGGCGAAGGAGCUGGGAAUCGAUCACGCCCAGCUUCCUCUGAGCAGUUUUGUCAAGAUGAACAGUCGGAAGGUUCUAGCAGUCAACCAUGUGUUCGAGAUCGUUCUGGCGUACUUGGAGAAGGGCAGCUGGCAGGAGGCCUUCUUCACCGUCCUGCCUCAAAGGAAAGGAGCGGUGGCUGUCGACAAGGACGGAAAAGCAGUUCCGGAAAAAGAGGAGGAAGAUUCGGAGUCUGACUCUGACCCCGACACACUGGAGCAAACUGAGAAAAGAACCUAGAACUUAGUUCAAAUGGACAACUUCAGACAAAAGUUCGGACGUUUGCAUAUGUUGAUGCGAUGUUUGAAAGAGUGAUGUUUCUGUUCACAAAAUGUUUCUUUCAAGUUUUAUGAUUUUUUUUCUUAUUUUUAAAAUCAGCUAUUUAUUGAAAGUAUUACUUUGUGCCUCCUGUAAACUGUAAACUCAGUUUAACAUCUGACAGAAAUAGAAGAUUUCAGUUUUGGUACAGUUUUUUGCAGAACAUAGUGACAUAGAUAUUACACUGUGGAAAAUGUGUUAUACUUGACUUUUUUAUUGUUUAGUUCAAAGAUAAAGCUGUCAGAUCUGUGCCAAAUGGAUUCAUUUUUUAAGAUUUAAAGCGGGAUAAAGUCAACACAACAAAACAACAUGAGUGUCACUGACUGGAGUUCCCGGAAUAUUUUGGAGUUUUUGAAAAUGUAACCAAAAAGUGAAAUUAAAAACAGAUUGUAGCACUUGUAGUGGAUCUCGGUGCGUUGCAACAUCACAUAUGUACAGAAGUUCUUACAGCUCUUUUAAAGAUAGUUUCUGAAUAUAGGCUGCAUGCGUUUCUCUGUGGGUUGAAUGUUUUUAUACUUUCACAGUAUUUGCACAGCACCAAAACUUGCUUUUAUUUU
Larimichthys crocea (large yellow croaker) is the source of this 1887-nucleotide messenger RNA. RefSeq names its product tRNA methyltransferase 10A (gene trmt10a). The transcript is spliced from 7 exons. The record is from RefSeq and is a predicted model, not a curated record. Gene Ontology annotation, molecular function: tRNA binding; methyltransferase activity. Gene Ontology annotation, cellular component: nucleus; nucleoplasm; cytosol. The coding region runs from base 299 to 1252 and encodes 317 amino acids. Gene Ontology annotation, biological process: tRNA N1-guanine methylation. NCBI's taxonomy places the organism in Eukaryota, Metazoa, Chordata, Actinopteri, Sciaenidae.